AUGGACUUCAAAGCCAAAGCCCAUCGUGGGAUCAAAGUCUGGCGCUCCAUCCGAUGCCCAUCAUACGUCGCCUACAUAGGCAUCUUAGCAGCAGGCCUGGUCAUGCAAUACCUUUGGGCGGCAUGGCGUCCUCAGUAUCGCGAUGACGAGCUGAUUGCGCAUGGAGGUCUGUACUAUACUGGUGGACUCAACGAAGACUUUGAUGUCAAGCAGCCGCAGGCAAGAGACGAUAACUAUCUCGUGUUGUUGGGAUUUCUGCUGUGUGUGGAGACAUCGGAUAUCGUACAAUGGGCGUUGGCGAAUCCCAUCUUCGUCUAUCUCGGACGACGGUCAUUGAGCUGGUUUCUUGUCCAGAGCAUCUUGGUGUACACAAUGGGGAUCAGACUCUUCCAGGUGCUCCCUAUCGCAAACGAGGUUGCUUCUACUGUUGCAUGUUUUUUUGUGGUGCUUGCGGCUACGGCUAUGGGAUCGGAAGUAUUUUAUCGCGUUGUGGAAGUUCCUUCUCAUGUAUUGUCCCACGCCACCUUCGAUUGGAUCCGCGAUUGA
Messenger RNA from Didymosphaeria variabile, 546 nucleotides. RefSeq lists its product as uncharacterized. Bases 1 to 546 code for a protein of 181 amino acids. The record is from RefSeq and is a predicted model, not a curated record. The transcript has 2 exons. Lineage: Eukaryota; Fungi; Ascomycota; Dothideomycetes; Pleosporales; Didymosphaeriaceae.